Messenger RNA from Saxophila tyrrhenica, 351 nucleotides. It is a transcript of the gene RPL34B, whose product is annotated as 60S ribosomal protein L34B. The record is from RefSeq and is a predicted model, not a curated record. The transcript is spliced from 3 exons. Gene Ontology annotation, biological process: translation. Gene Ontology annotation, cellular component: ribosome. Lineage: Eukaryota; Fungi; Ascomycota; Dothideomycetes; Mycosphaerellales; Extremaceae. Gene Ontology annotation, molecular function: structural constituent of ribosome. The coding region runs from base 1 to 351 and encodes 116 amino acids.
AUGCCUUCCAACAGACUCACAUACCGAAGACGGCAGCCAUACAACACCAAGUCGAACAAGGUCCGCGUGACAAGGACCCCCGGCGGCGAGCUCAGAUAUCUGCACAUCAAGAAGCGAGGCACUGCGCCCAAAUGCGGUGACUGCGGCAACAAGCUCUCAGGCAUCCCCGCCCUGCGCCCUCGCGAAUACGCCACCAUCUCCCGCCCCAAAAAGACCGUCCAGCGCGCGUACGGCGGCUCGCGCUGCGCCAACUGCGUCAAGGACCGCGUCACCCGCGCCUUCCUGAUCGAGGAGCAGAAGAUUGUGAAGAAGGUCAUGAAGGAGGCGGAGAAGAAGGGGGGCAAGAGGUAG